UGACGUAAGCGAAUGAUAAUACAAUAAUUUUGAAUAUUACCAUGAAUUUCAUUUUCCAAUAAGAGUUUCAGCUUUGUUUGUUAUUGUAUGUUAAAUAUUUCUUCUUCAUGCUUAGAGUUUUAAUGAUAGGUUUCUAUGAAAUGCGUCUAAAUUAUAAAAUUUUAUUUAUCAUAAAACGAUUUCAAUCUACGUACUUGAGUAUUACGGUCUCGCAGUUAUUUGUGUAAAUAAAUUAGAAACUGAAUUACAUCCUGAUAUAAAAGCACAAUCACCAUGCAAAGUGGCUUGGAGCACGAAGACUUGUUAAUAAAACUACGUGCAAAAUUAAACGAAGGUAAAAUUAAGUUAUGGGAACCUCCUUAUGUAUCUACAGAAGGAGAUACAUCUCAUAACUUUCAGGAGCUUGCGAACAGAAUAGCAUCCGAGCUAUCUUUAGAUAUGACUAUAGUUCUAGAUGGUUUGCUUGAACUACAACAACAUUCUGUUGAUCGAUCAAAAGCUAACGAAGAAUUUAAAGAAACAGGAUGUGCUACUUUGCGAGUUAAGGCUCCAGGAAGAGGGGAAAAAGGAGUAUUUAAAGUCAUGAAGAAACUGAAUGUAAUGGGUUCCGAACUGAUUGAUACAAUUUCUGAGGUGUUAGGAGUUGAAAACACUAGACUGAAAUUGAUAUUCAAUGGUAAGGUCAUUAACCCCACCUGCAGCCUAGAGAAUCAAGGUGUUAAAAACGGAAUUCAACUUAUGGCAUUAAUUAUGGCAGAAAAUACAGAGGCGCUGAAGAGAGAGGAUGAUAUGUAUCUUCAGAUGAAACGGACUCUGGAGGAUGCUACCCUGCUUUCAGAAUGCUACGAUGACCUUGGUGACGAGUCAUAUUUGAAUUUGGAAGACCAGACCGGAAAAACAGUGGAUCUACCCAAGUCAGAACGGAGGUCGUUAUUCAUAGGACUCGCAUUACACGAGAGGGGACGCACUUGUAUAAAGAAGCGGGAAUAUGCAUUUGCACUCGUGUUACUUUUGGAAGCUGAUAGACAACUCAGUGAAUGUCGGGCCCAAAUCUUAAACACGGUUGACAACUAUGGAGUGCUGCAACUGGACAUAGCGUGGUGCUACCUCGGUCUGCAAAGCCUUCAAGCCGCGAACGACGCGGCCGCGAGACUCGCGAAGGCCGAAGUGGCCUUCACCAACAGCUACGGACCGGAACAGCAGAGGCUCAUCGCUCUCAAGGGCACGGACGCCAACGAACGAGUACUCUUCAUGAGGUUGUACCUCCUUCAGGGUAUCGUGGCCUAUCAUCAGAACAAUAGGACUCUGGCCAAGGAGUUACUCGAUAAGGCUGAAAGAGAACUGAAUAACCUGAGGGUAGAUGAGUCGUCAGUGCAAGCCCUGAUGGAGUUGGGCUGGAGCGAGUGCCAAGCGUACGCGGGCCUCAGAGCGGCUCAAGGGGAUGUGAACGGGGCGCAUCACUACCUCGACUCGGCCACGAAGCGAAGGGAAGUGGAGAGGCGGGCCAAUAGGGAUGAUAGAGAACAGCGCGCGCUAGGAUUAUGCGAAGACGGCAGUCCCGUGGAUAAACAACUCACAGAGAGCCUAGUGGGAAUGGGUUACUCCAGGAAACUGGCCGUUCUAGCUCUCAGGAACGCCAAUAACAACGUCACGGAUGCUGUCAGGAUCAUACAGGAGCAACCCGAAUUGUUGGAGGACAGCGACCUCUCGGAAGAAGAGGAGUCAACGGAGCCGGUGGAACCGGAUAACCAACUCCUCUCUGAGCUAUGUUCAAUGGGGUUCGAGAGUGAGACAGCGAAAUACGCUUUGAAGCUAAGUCGAAACGAUUUGGUUCGGGCCUUGGACAUCCUUCACAGCGAAGGGCCUUGUGCUGAACAGACUGACACUAACAACCCGUCCACUAGCACUGAAGCUAACACCAGUCGAAAGAGACAGAAAAAAGAAGAGAAGAGACGGAAGAGAAAGGCCCGGCAACUUGCAGUCCAUCGAUUAAGGCAGACCAUACGCUAUGAAGACGACGACUAUCUCAGCUCGCCGCUCUCUGAGGAAGAACAUUUCCUGAUACAAUAUAAGUCCUUGUUGUAAACAUUUCAACUUAACAUCGAUAUUGUAAUGUAUAAAGUGUUUGUUUUUUCUUCCUUUAUCGUCGUAAAGGUCGUGACGAAUUGACUUUUUUUUCAGGAAAAGUUGAUUUUACCUAACUUUUUUUAUUAUUGUAAAUCUUAUACUGAAGCAUCGUACAAAAUGCUGAAGCAUCACACUAGAUGGCGCUGCAUUACAUUUAAUUUUGCUAGAUGCGGCCGGGGCUGGGUUCUAGUAUUACGUAAGCACUAUAGGGGGGAGGGGGGUCUUUGAUUUUCUUAUUUGGCGAUUACGUCAACAGUAAUUAUUGACUUUUUAUACAUAUUACCCUCACAUUGUCUAUUCUUGAAAAGGAAAUGCAUUUUCGUGGAUUCCUACAAAAAAUUAAUACGUUUAAGUACUACUACUUUUGAGAGCUUUGCUUACUUUUGCUGACAAGAGGGGGGGGAUGGGGGGAUAAAUUGCAGUAAAUCUGCUUACGUAAUACUAGAACGGCCCCGAUGUCGCUGACAUUUCACUUUUUAUUUAUGGCACAAUAUAGCGUUGUGUUCCUAAUCUAAACGGGUUUUAUAAGUUGAAAUAAAAUAACUUAUAAAGAAAGUACUUUAUUUUAAAAAUAUAUAACAAAAUGCUGUAACUGUCCCAUUUCCUAUUGCGAGACGUAUGACGUAACUCGAAUAACCUUAUUUAUAAAAAGUAACAUAUCAAUAUAGUACACUGUCGUCUCUUUCUAUCAAAUUGUAUUUUCGGUUUAAUGAAAAGAGCCAGGUGAGAGCGACUUCGUCUCAACUUGAAGCCAUUUGGAAAUAUUGACUAAACAUAGCGUUUAGUAUGUUUACUUGUAUGUACGUUGUGUAAUUGUUUUCUAUUUUAUAAGCGUUUUCAAAUAAAAUUAUUUUGUGUACGAA
Pieris napi is the source of this 2990-nucleotide messenger RNA. RefSeq names its product NEDD8 ultimate buster 1-like. The coding region runs from base 274 to 2085 and encodes 603 amino acids. Lineage: Eukaryota; Metazoa; Arthropoda; Insecta; Lepidoptera; Pieridae. The record is from RefSeq and is a predicted model, not a curated record. Gene Ontology annotation, biological process: regulation of ubiquitin-dependent protein catabolic process. The transcript is spliced from 13 exons. Gene Ontology annotation, molecular function: protein binding.